Vicia villosa (hairy vetch) is the source of this 1706-nucleotide messenger RNA. RefSeq names its product 3-hydroxyisobutyryl-CoA hydrolase 1-like. Gene Ontology annotation, molecular function: 3-hydroxyisobutyryl-CoA hydrolase activity. The coding region runs from base 121 to 1269 and encodes 382 amino acids. NCBI's taxonomy places the organism in Eukaryota, Viridiplantae, Streptophyta, Magnoliopsida, Fabales, Fabaceae. Gene Ontology annotation, biological process: L-valine catabolic process. The transcript is spliced from 14 exons. The record is from RefSeq and is a predicted model, not a curated record.
UGCUUACAAUUUAUAGUAAUUCGGUGUAUUUAAAGCAAUUUUUUUGGAAAAUCCCUCAUUUUUGGUUCUCUCAGUCUUAAGUCCUCCUCACGUGAACAUCCUCCAACGGAACAACCGGCCAUGGCUUCCCCGGCCAAACUCGAUGAAGAUCAGGUUCUGGUGGGACGUAAAUCAUCUGCCAGAGUUUUGACAUUGAACAGGCCAAAACAAUUAAAUGCUCUCUCUUAUUAUAUGGUAUCUAAGCUAUUGGAAAUAUUUCAUGACGACGAGGGAAAUCCUGAUGUUAAAUUGAUUAUCGUUAAGGGAAAUGGAAGGGCAUUUUGUGCUGGUGGUGAUGUUGCAGCCGUUGCUCGUGAUGCAAAAGGAGGUGAUUGGAGGUUUGGUGCAAAGUUUUUUGACACUGAAUAUAAAUUGAAUUAUUUGAUGGCAACAUAUAGUAAGCCUCAGGUUUCAAUUCUUAACGGAAUUGUCAUGGGAGGUGGCUCUGGUGCUUCUAUGCAUGGAAGAUUUCGGGUUGUUACAGAGAAAACCGUCUUUGCAAUGCCAGAAACAGCUUUGGGAUUAUUUCCUGAUGUAGGCGCCGCAUAUUUCUUGUCUAGAUUAGCUGGAUUUUUUGGUGAAUAUGUUGGUCUUACAGGUGCUAGGUUGGAUGGUGCAGAAUUGCUUGCUUGUGGUCUUGCAACACAUUUUGUCCCUUCAUCGAAACUACCGUUAUUGGAAGAAUCAUUAUGCAAGGUGGAAACUAGUGAUCCAGCUGUAGUAUCUGCAAUUAUUGAUAAGUACUCGGAGCAGGUUUCCUUAAAAGAGGAUAGUGUUUAUCACAGGAUGGAUGUAAUCAAUAAGUGUUUCUCUAGAAAAUCAAUGGAAGAAAUUUUAUCUUCUCUUGAGACCGAAGCUACGAGUAAGGCUGACAGUUGGAUUUCUACAACCCUUGAAACUUUGAAGAAAUCAUCUCCAACAAGCCUUAAAGUCUUUCUUAGAUUGAUUAGAGAAGUCAGGCUUCUAGGUGUUGGUGAUUGCCUUGUUCGCGAGUAUAGAAUUGUUUGUCAUAUCCUACAAGGACGCCACAGCAAAGAUUUCUUCGAGGGUUGUAGAGCUAUACUAAUAGACAAAGACAGGAAGCCAAAGUGGGAACCUUCCAAAUUGGAGCUUCUUAGUGACAGCGAUGUGGACAAAUACUUCUCUAAGCUUGAUGCCGAAUGGUGGAAAGAUUUGGAACUUCCCAAAAGGUUCAAAAACUUGCCUGCACAUGCUAUUUCCAAGCUUUAAGGCAUCAGCAAUCUCUCAUCUAUAAGCCCAAAAGUGUAGAAGCCAAGGAAUCACAGCAUUAAAUGGAUUCUUGAAGGUUGAGUAUAGCAUUGUGAAUUGCCACCCUGCAAUUUGAUUAUAUAUUUAUCGAUAUCAAGAAUAAAUAGUCAGAUUAAGUUAAUUGAUACCUAAGCAAACCAUGAUAAUUGAAUAAUGAGAAAAAUUAUAUAUUGAUAUAGAUUGAAGUGAAAAUUAGUUGGAUUUAAUCAAUGUUCCAUUCAUAUAUAGCAAUGCUCAUAAGAUUAUUACAUAUACAGCCAAUCUUGUUGUCUUUUGGAGAAAAUACAUUCACUCUUGUGGUCCAUGUGAGAUAUGUUGAGUACUUGAGUUGUUUCAUGUAUUAUAAUCGCUUAACAUUAGUUUGUGACAUGCAUUAUUUAUAAAUAUGUUUUAUAGUA